Messenger RNA from Micromonas commoda, 1234 nucleotides. RefSeq lists its product with no specific name. The transcript has 2 exons. Gene Ontology annotation, cellular component: endoplasmic reticulum. Gene Ontology annotation, molecular function: glycerol-3-phosphate O-acyltransferase activity. The record is from RefSeq and is a predicted model, not a curated record. Bases 1 to 1170 code for a protein of 389 amino acids. Gene Ontology annotation, biological process: triglyceride biosynthetic process. NCBI's taxonomy places the organism in Eukaryota, Viridiplantae, Chlorophyta, Mamiellophyceae, Mamiellales, Mamiellaceae.
AUGCCGAAGGACUCGCCCGGCAAAGGCAUCGGCGAGGAUGAGUUCUUCGCCGCCGAGUCCACGCGCGCGUCCGAGGAGGUGGAGCGCGUCACGUCCGGGAUCGAGCUCGAGCGCGAGGCUUCGAAAACCUUUGGCAGCGACACCGCCAUCCUGCCGAGGCUCCUGGACGCGUCCGGGGUGUUGCAGGACGCGGCGUCGGCGAUCAUAGACGACACGUUCAACGCGUGCUUCGCCUUCUCCGACAACACCGCGUGGAACUGGAACUUUUACCUGUUCCCCCUGUGGUGCUUCGGCGUGGCGCUGCGGUACCUUGUGCUCUUCCCCAUCAGGCUCGCGUGGAUAGUCACCUGCACGCUGCUCUUCAUCCUCUUCUUCACGAUCAUACACAACGUGACCAGGGGGAAGCUGAGGGCGAACCUGGAGCGGGAUUUAGUGCACCUGUACGCGGCUUGCUUCGUCAUCUCGUGGACGGGCGUGAUCAAGUACCACGGGCCCAAGCCCACGCAGAGGAGCGGGCACGUGUACGUCGCCAACCACACCAGCAUCAUCGACUACAUCGUCCUCACGCAGGUGACUCCGUUCAGCUCGAUCGCGCAGCAGAACAAAGGGUGGGUGGGCUUCAUACAGAACACCGCCAUGGACGCCAUCCACUGCAUCCGAUUCAACCGAACAGAGUCCAAAGAUCGCGAGAUGGUUCAGCGCAGGCUCCGCGAACACGUCGCCAACCCCGACCGCUUACCUCUGCUCAUCUUCCCGGAGGGCACGUGUGUCAACAACGAGUACUGCGUCAUGUUCAAGAAGGGCGCUUUCGACCUGGGGUGCAAGGUGUGCCCCAUCGCCAUCAAGUACAACAAGAUCUUCGCCGAGACUUUUUGGCACUCGAGGCGCAUGAGCUUCACGACCUAUCUCCUGAAGCUGAUGACGUCGUGGGCGGUCGUGGCGGACGUGUGGUACAUGGAGCCGCAGGAGAUGGGCCCGGACGAGGAUUCGAUCCAGUUCGCGGAGCGGGUGCGGGGGAUGAUCUGCGAGCGCGCGGGUAUCAAGCCGGUGCCGUGGGACGGGAUGCUCAAGUACUACAGGCCGAGCCCGAAGAUGACGGAGAAGAGGCGCGCGCAGAUCGCGUCGAACCUCGUCAAGCUCCUGCCCCCGAAAGACGGGCACUUGGAUUGAACGGUAUUCGCCCGGUAUUAGCCACCGCGAAAUGUAAUCAAUGAGGCAUAGAGACGUGCGGUUG